Messenger RNA from Drosophila novamexicana, 722 nucleotides. RefSeq names its product transmembrane emp24 domain-containing protein 2. Gene Ontology annotation, biological process: Golgi organization; intracellular protein transport; endoplasmic reticulum to Golgi vesicle-mediated transport. Gene Ontology annotation, cellular component: Golgi apparatus; endoplasmic reticulum-Golgi intermediate compartment; endoplasmic reticulum. The record is from RefSeq and is a predicted model, not a curated record. NCBI's taxonomy places the organism in Eukaryota, Metazoa, Arthropoda, Insecta, Diptera, Drosophilidae. Bases 67 to 678 code for a protein of 203 amino acids. The transcript has a single exon.
CCGAUCUAAUGUGAAAAAUCUUGUCAUUCUGAUAUUCCAAAAAAAAAAUUCAAAACCUUAUUCAAAAUGUUGCCAACUUUAAUGUGUCUUUUAUUGCUGUUUGAAGCGGCUCGCGGUUUCAUGAUCACGGUCGAUGCCCAUGAGACGGUCUGUUUCUUUGACCGCGCACACGAGAAGGACAAGAUCACAGUCAACUUUGAGGUAAUGGAGGGUGGCUUCAAGGAUAUUGCCGUAGAGAUUUUAGCACCCAACAAUGACAGAUUGUACCAUGCGGAAGCGGAAACCAAUGGCAGAUAUACCUUUGCGGCCAUCAAGGAUGGGCAGUACACGCUCUGCUUCGACAACACACAGUCCUCACUGACACCCAAGAUCCUGAUGUUCCAUUUCAUAGUCGUCAAGGAUCUCAACUACUACAUCGAUCCCCACAAGCGCGCCGACGACGUGAUCGAGCAGUCGGUCCUGCAGGAGAACGUCAACGCACUCUCCAGCCAGUUGAUGGCCAUCAAGCAUGAGCAGGAGUACAUGCAUGUGCGCUAUAAAGGACAUUUGGAGAUCAGCGACAAUGUUCAUUUUCGCAUUAUAGCCUGGUCCAUCUUUGGACCCUCGCUGCUGCUGGCCAUGACCAUCUUGGAGAUUUACUAUCUGAAGCGUUUCUUUGAGGUUAAGCGUGUUGUUUAAUUGUGCGUAAAUAAAUAAUUGUCCUUUUACUCAGACAAAGCAAA